Molecule: messenger RNA, 5131 nt
Organism: Ruditapes philippinarum (Manila clam)
Lineage: Eukaryota; Metazoa; Mollusca; Bivalvia; Venerida; Veneridae
Product: laminin subunit gamma-1-like
Exons: 6
Coding region: 443-1633 (396 amino acids)
Source: RefSeq, a predicted model, not a curated record
AUUACUAUAACAAUUAUGGAAUAUACUUAAAAACAACAAAAUAGAUGCACAUAGAUUCAACAUCAUAUUUGGUUAUAGUUUACACAUAAACAAACAGUAUGGCAAAAACUUUCGUUAUUCUGGGACACCCCUUUUUAUAUGCAUUAUUUAAAUUAGACAUCUCCUUUAAAACCUGUAUUGAUUUAGAAAUUAAAAAACUUUAUGUUUGUUGAUAAAGAACUUUUCGUGUUUACAAUAUCAUUUUUCUAUCUGAGCUUACAUUGUAGACAAAUUUAUACAGAUUAUUCAAUUUAAAUGCGAUCUAAUUUUCCAACACAAUGAAUACGCUACCUGUUAUCCUCUUAUAUAUCUUUUAUAUCAUAUUUCUUUUUAACGGCGGUGAACUUAAACCUAAGCACGAGUGGCGCAUGUUUUUAUAUAAUGUGACGACGAAAACAAGAUAAUGAGGAACUUUAAUGUGGUUAUAUAUGCUAUUUGCUUAUGGAUUUUCCUGCGCCAAUCAUUAACAAAAGUAAUUGAUGAAAAAUGCAAAAUAGACUGUGCAUGUUGUAUAGAUAGAGAAUGUGCACAAGGCACGUGGUUUUGUAAUGAAUGCACGUUAGGCUGUAUUGAUGGCCAUAGAGGUAGUCGAUGUUAUGAAAGAUGUACGCAUAACUGUACAAAAUGUGAUAAUCUUAACGACGCAGAUACGUGCACUGCGUGUUAUGAUGGAUAUUAUCCAGGUCCUGCUGCAGACUGCACAUCAAAAUGUUUGCCCGAAUGUAAAACAUGCACUUCCGGUAUCAAUUGUACAUCAUGCAAGGACGAGUAUUACAACGACAAUGGUCACAAUGAUUGUCGUUAUCGCUACUGUCCUGAAAAUUGUUAUUGUGCAAGUAAACAGUGUGUGUCAUGUAAGGAUGGAUAUUAUGAUACCAGUAAGUCAUGUAAUAGUUUAUGUCCAGGUAACUGUAUCACGUGUUCGUCGGAAACUGAUUGUGGAUCGUGUAAAGAUGGUUAUUAUAAAGGUUACCGGAACGACAACAUAAACCCCCGUUUGUUGACCGGCUGUACAAACAAAUGUCGAGAUAACUGUGUACGAUGCUUAUCAUAUGACAGUUGCUCGGUUUGUAAAAUUGGGUUUUAUGGAUCAAACUGUGAGAAUACAUGUUCUAUCGGAUGUACUACAAACACUUGCAAUAUACUAACAGGAAACUGUGAUUGUUUUCCUAAUUUUGCUGGCGAAAAAUGUGACAAAUGCAAAACCGGGCAAUAUGGAAACAUGUGUGAGCAACAAUGUCCUACUGGAUGUAAAGGAAAUGUGUGUGAAAAAGAUUCCGGAGAUUGUACAGACGGUUGUACUAUAGACAAAAUCAUUGGGGAUAAAUGUGAUGUUUGUCCGGCAGAGCAGCAGGAAAAUACUUCCAUUGUUGUGUUUGGAACUCUUUUUGCUGUGUCUCUAAUGGGUAAUAUCUUACUAGUGACAUAUUUGGUUCUCCUGAAAUUUCGCCAAAGAAUCACUAACCAUGCAGAGACGAGUGGACAAGUGUACGAAAACUCUGGCAUCGACUUGGAAUGUGACAAUGUACCACAGUACCCUCAUAAAACUGCAAAUUGUAAUUUGUUUGGUAUCGUAUGUUUUCUUAUGCUGUGAUUAUCUAUGUCCUUAUCAAUUGCCUCCUCCUUGUCCAAAGAAUAACUAGAGAAUCAUUAAGCUAAUCGUAAUAAGAUUUGACAUGUAGGUGGGUCAUCGCAGUUGGAUGUCAUCUAAUGAUUUGUACGUAAAAUGUCAAAGGUGGCAUUAACCACUUCAAGCUUGCCCGACAAAUCUCUAAAGAAUGCUUAGGUGUACAGCUUAGAAUAUGGUCUGAAUGAUGGUCAUGCUUUAUGUUGAGGUCAGUCAACACUUUGGCCCGGAAUUCCUAAGAUUUGAUAUUGAGGUCGUCGUGAUAAGUAAAUGGCCACUACUGAUUUUGCGGUCAAAAAUCAAAAUCAUUUUGACCUUGAUCACAAAAAGCUUGUCUGAACAAGAACUUGAGAACGUUUUGGCGUUCAGCGGGAGCAUACUGUGAUGGGUCAUUUAACCUGGUCGCCAGUUUUCCUUAUCCAAGCAAUAACUAGAGAACCUUUAGAUUUGCAAAAUUGGUGUGGAGGUUGGUUAUGACUAGAAGGUGACCCUUUUUUGGGGUCUAGGUCGAAGAUAGAAAAGGUCACAAUGGCCUUGAGCCCAACAAUCUUAAAUAUUGGUUCAAUUUUAUGUUACAAAGUUAAAUUAUUGUUUUGCGGUAUGAAAUUUAAAUACAUUAUCACGAUAUAGAUUUUAAACUAGAUUUAAAGAAUGGCCUAGUUACAACAUUUUGAUAUAUACUAUAUGGUUUCUGUAUCUUACAGUUCGCCAAAGUUUGUCUGCCAAUGAAAUCGCUCUAUUUUGUUUAAAUUUUGCCGAAAUAUUUACCAUACAGUGCUGUAACUCAACUGUAUGUAUUAAAUUUAUACGUUAAAUGAGCCGAUUUAAUGGACUCCGCCUAUUUACAUAAUGCACUCGAUUUGAAUGGGCGGGGCUAACUGUAAGUCGGUUAUAGGUUAUAUACAGAGUUUUAAGAAACUAAUUUUCUCGCUUCACUUCGUUCGCUCGAAAAUUAAUUUCUUAAAACUCUGUAUAUAACCUAUAACCUAUACAUGUGUGUCACACAUAUUUCAAAAUCUUUAAAUACAUACCGGUAAAACAAUUUGAAGUAAUGGCAAUAUCGUUUAAAAUAUUUAGACAUUUUUCAUAGGAAAACAGUUUGCAGUCUGCUUUUCUCCAAUCGGGAUAUACACCAACAUUAUCUUAAUUGUUUCAAUUUCUGAUUUUUUAUCCCGGCUUUUUCUAGAUCGGGACGGUAGCUGAUAAUCCCGGAGUAUUGAAUUCUGGAAUUUUUUUUUUGUUGCACAUGACUUCAAAUAAAUAUGUCUAUAAUACAAUACAGCAAAGCACAGUCUUUUAAGUUCUUUGUCAUUUUCCAAUCUUAAUUGUCAAUAUAUUAUACGAUUAUAGCUGUUUAUGUUUGUAAUAUUUUGAACGUUCUAAAAACAGUGACAUCUUAUCCCUCAAGGACAAAACAUAAUCAUAUAAUACCAAAACUUAUUUUCGUAUGGCUUAAAUUGUCGCAAAAUCUUGGCCUGUACCUAGUACUUUCAGUUCCAUGUCAAGUGUCUGUCAAUAAGAUCACUGUACAUUGUAUGUAUCAACAAUGUUUGAUAUGUCCGCAUCAACAUUAAACAUCCUUUUACUUUUAGCAGUAGCUGUUUUGGAUAAGGAUUAACUUUUAGUAAAUGUCUAGUGCUCAACCAAAUUUUGUCUUGGCCAUUGCCCACAUUGUUAUUACAUUUGUCCAUGCAAUUCACUUCUGUUUCAUUCUUAUCUUAAUUAAUAUCAGUCAAUUGUCCAAAGACAACAUUUAUAUAAUCUGCUUCUUUACAGGUUGGAGCUGCUUUCUAUUCGUUUUCUAAUUCCUUCCUCACUGAUAUCCAUCCCUUUAUUUCGAUUUCUUUUUCUAAAUGACUUCGUUGUUCAGACUCUUUUGUAAUGUCUCAUAUUUAUAGAAAUUUUGGAUUCUAUGCGUUAUUCUGACCGAAUAUAAAGAUUUUUCUUUUCUAAAGCGACAUUCAUUGUUAAAACAAUCAAUACGUGAAUAUGUUGUUUCUCUACUACGAUUAAAUCCUUUCUCUUCAAACACAAAACUAUGGAUUUUCAUUGUUCCUCUUAUAAGUUUGAUACUUUAUUCCUCUAUUCUUUUGACUGAUUCCCUGUAAUCCUCUUAAUUGGCUAUGACAUAUUUUAUCGAACUAUCAGAUUUUGAAGCACAUGCGAAGAAUUUAGCCAUGUCUUGAAUGAUAACUCCUUUCUACACAGGAUUGUCUCCUUUCCGCUUUGUUGUAGCUUCGAUUUUAUCACAGGUUCCUUUUCCAUGACCUGUUUCGAAAAACUGUCAUGACGACUUUAUGUUUUUAGACAUAAUUUGUUCAUGUAGUGGAAUAUGGUCUUGUCUAGGUCCUGACUGGUAGGAGAAUCAGUCCAAAAAUGAAUAGCCUCAAGAUUGUCAACAUUAAACCUUUGUUAACUCGAUGACCUUAUCUGUGAUUAAAGUUACUAAUGAUGCAUUAGAACCACCGAAACAAAAACACACUUUUAUGUUCAAGACCGUCUGAAUCAUUUUUUCUAUAUACUACUGUCAAUGGAAUUAUUGUGUCUUUCCUGUUUCUGUUUUAACGCUAUUCUAUUUAGCUUUUCCUUGAUUGAGUUUCCUUCUCAUAUGAUUUAUUAUCGUGUUCUAUUGUUUUGCAUUCGUUUCCUCCUCCUUGAUUGUUGACUACUUUCAGGAACAUUAAAAUUCAUUUUAAAAGUCACUGGACUCGUGACGAUUGCUGUUGUGCUGCUUACACCAUUGCAAUCUUCCGUUGUGCUUACACUACAAUCAUCAACCUGAGAUUAAAAUUGUUUCUUUACUUUAGCGAGUUUUCUGUCUUCCUGUAUGUUUAACAGUGUUGUAUGUUAAGUUGGCGCUUGUUUUGUUGUUUCUCUUCUGUAAAUUUAGAUAUAGGUGGUGUGUAUACCCUAACUUUUUCUCUCUCUUGUUUAGCCAUUCUUCUCCCAGCAAAGCCUUCUUUCUUUCUCGAUAUUUUUUGAUUCGCUUUGCCAUUCUGAAAUGCUAAAUAAAAAUAUACUGACUUGAUUAUCAAGAAGAAAUACAUGUUUAGAGUGGCGGCGGGCCGAGUUGUUAAUGCUCCGGUCUAGUAAUCUAAGGAUUGUGUUCAAACCCUAUCAGGGGCAAGCCGUUGUUUCCUUGAGCAAGAAACUUUACAUUCAUUGCCAAGCACUGGUUGGUUCCAGGAACGGAUUCGUAUGUUUUUCAAUAACCUUAUACUAGUAGCUUGCAACAUAAUCGAACUAAAAUAAAUUUGUAUAGACUAAACUAAAUACAUGUUUUCUAUUUUGUUCUUGAGCAAAACAAACACAUUUUACCCACAAUAUGUUCCUUUUUUCAAUAAAUAUAAUUGCAACAUAAGAACGGAGUAGAGUUUAUAAGAUCGUAUUUCAUUUAAACAUUUAAGGGUUUCAAUACUGGGACAACUUACUAUUAAAAAUGAACUCAGUAUGUUUUUAUGAAUG